This is a messenger RNA of Lactuca virosa, 1826 nucleotides long. The record is from the annotation of a GenBank genome assembly. NCBI's taxonomy places the organism in Eukaryota, Viridiplantae, Streptophyta, Magnoliopsida, Asterales, Asteraceae.
ACCAUAAAGACUUUUUCUUGAAAUUAUCCUAAAAAAUCAAAUUUUUUUAGUCAAAUAAAGAGGCCACACACACAGCGAGAGUGACUGUGUCAUCUCCUACACGUUUAACGUUUUGGAAUGGAGUAGUGGGAUUCACCUUUUCCCCAAUUUGGUGACCCUCAAGGCCCUGUGUACACGUGUUUUCAUAUAGCCUCUCUUUGUCGCACUCUCGACCCUUUCAUUAUCUAACCUAAAAAUCGAUUAUCCGAGUUUGUUCUCUUUAGGAGCGCAGCAAAAGGAGCUACCCCAAUUCGAUCGGUGGUCGUUUUUUUCAGUUUUCAGUUACAGAUCGCUGGAGCACACCAGGUGUUUGUGAAAUGUCGCCAGUGAAGUCGCCGCAGGAGCUCAGUACUCCGGAUAUUGCGAAAAAAGAUAAGCUUGUAGUUAAGAAGGGUGAAGAAGAAGAACUCCCUCCAGGGUGGAAGGUCGAAGUGAAAACACGAACAGGAGUAAACGGGAUAAAAAAAGAUCGGUACUACACAGAUCCGGCCACCGGAUACAUAUUCCGAUCACUCGUAGAUGUCCACCGCUAUCUCAAAACCGGAGAAGUGGGUCCACGAGCAAAAAAACCCAAAAUCACCGAUAAAAAAAUCGUUGAACAAAGUGAAUCAAAGGAACAAACGAUUGUUUCUUCUAGUCCUUCGAGUGAAACUCCAAAUAAUAAUAAGCGACCACUAGAAGAUGAAUCAGUGACAAGAAGCAAGUCUGAGUUACCUCAACGUGCUUCAAAAAGACUAGCCAGAGUCACCAUUGAUGCACCACCACCAUCAUCACCACCACCACCACCGCCAGAGCCUAAAACACGUAAGGCUACACGAUUAUCCAGCAUCAAAACUGAUGCACCGCCACCACCACCAUCACAAUCACAAUCACCGCCAGUGCUUAAAACUAGACAAGCUAAACGACAAGCUGCAAUGGAAAUUGAAGCACCGGUAACAACACCACCACCACCACCACCGCCACUGCCGCCAUCAUCACCGCCAGAACCCAAAACCAGUCCUCAAGUUACCGCCAGACAGGCGGAGGAAUCACAAACCCAGCCACCUGUUUCUUUGGCUAUUUCAAAAGAGAAAGAGAAAGACAAGAAAUCUGAACCACAAAAGAUCAAAGACAAUGAUGGAAUUGGAAAUGCUGACAUGGCAUCCAAGCGUGUAGUAGCAACUGAGGAAAGUCUUGAAAAGGUUAAAUCUAAAGCUGAUGAGAAUCAAAAACCACAUACGGCAUUACCUGACAAGCAACCAGUGGAAUCGGAAUCUGUGAUUCCAAUUCCGAUUCCGAUUCCAAUGGCUGAUUCCCAUUCCCAUUCCCAUUCCCACCACAAGAAACAAGAAUCACCUGUCACAAACACGAACCCGGGUCAAGAAUCGUCUAUAAACUUCUGUUUAAACGAUUUUUGGACAGACCCAUGUAUCGAAUUUGCUGUAAAAACACUCACAGGUGCAAUUCCAUUGGGGGAAUUGAAUAAAGUUGACAACUUUCCUCCAUCAUCAUCACCAUUAGAGGUCCCCAUGGAAGAGCUUUGGACAGAUCCAUGUAUUGAAUUUGCUGUGAAAACUCUCACAGGUGCAAUUCCUGUAGUAGAGGAAGAUCAGAAUCCUGGAAAUGGAAUUCAAGAUUAUUUACAUCAUCAACCUAAAACAGGGAAUAAUAAUAAGAAUAAUAAGCAGUUGGAUUCAGUUGGAAAUGGUGGGUUACAAAAGUCGGCACCACCGGCAAGUGUUUCGCCGCCGGCUGAACGACGUAAUCGUUCCAUUUGCUUCGAUUACACAGCUACUUGUUACUUCUAG